AAAAACAAUUUAAAAGAAAAAAAAAAUUUAAUUAUAAUUAUUAUUUGAUUAAUGGUUUAUUCACGUACCACUGGUGCUUUUCAUGAAACAUUAGCUUGAUAUUAUGCUUGGUUUAGCUUGUUGGUGGCUUGAGCAAUUGGAUUAAGUUUGUGUUUGAAAUGAGAACAUCUUUGAUUAAUAUUUAACAGAACGUCUUUGAUUAAUCACUGUUAGUGGAAGUUUGCAAUCGUUCAGUGCCUGUUCUCAUUCAAGCAAGCCUUUUGGGGCAAAUUCUUCUCACUCAAGGAUAAACAAAAAUGGGAAGAACAAAAGAUAAAGAUUUUUGGCAGUAUGUUGAGAAGACCGGUAGUAGUGGAAAGGAUUUGAAGUGUAAAUUCUGCGAAAAAGUAUUCAAGGGGCAUCCUUCAAUUUCAAGGAUCAAAUUGCAUUUUGCAGGAAUUCAAGGGCGGGACAUUCGAAUUUGUGAUAAGGUCCCUUCUCAUGUCAAAGCAAGAGCUCAGGAAGCAACCCAUUGUGGACGAAACAAGAAACGUAAAACCGUGCCAAGUUCAAGCGCCAAUGAGGAAUAUAAUCCAAUUUCAGAGCAACAACAUCACCAAGUGGAGAAUCCAGUAGGAGAUGAAGAGAACCAUGUUGGACAACCUAUGCAAUUUGUUGAGUCCAAAGGAGAGGAGUUGCUGACAACAAAGUUGAAGGGUGCAGAGUUUGAGACACAUAUAAAGCAGAUCUAUUCUUGUUUAAGGGAUGAUGAUAAUGUCUCAAAGGUUGGCAUUUAUGGGAUGGGAGGAGUGGGCAAAACUGAGUUAGCCAAACAUGUUUAUAACAAACUUGUGACAGCUGCCAGCCCAUUUGAUCAUGUUUAUUGGGUUAAUGUGUCUGAAAAUUUUAGUAUAUAUGGACUACAGAACACCAUUGCAAGAAUGGUGGAUCUAGACCUUUCAAGUGUGGACAAUGAGGAUCUACGAGCAACCAAAUUGUCCAAAGCAUUGAACAAGAAUAAUAAAAGUUUUGUUUUAUUUUUGGAUGAUGUGUGGAAUCGUAUUCCCUUUAAGAGGGUUGGAAUUCGUGGAGGCAAGUUGGUUAUUACAACUCGGUCUUUAGAUGUGUGUCGAAGAAUGGAUUGCCAAAAGAAUAUCAAAGUAGAGCCUCUUGGAUAUGAAGCAGAUUGGGAGUUAUUUUUGCAGAAACUGGGGCACCAAUUAGUGCCUAAUGUGGAACCGAUUGCAAGGGAGAUUGUAUCAGAAUGCGAGGGCUUGCCCCUUGGGAUUGAAAUAAUGGCAAGAAACAUGAAGCGGAAGGAUGACAUACAUGAAUGGAGGGACGCAUUGCACAAAUUAACGAGAGGAAUACCAAUGCAAGAGAACUCAGAGAUAUUUGACAAUUUGAAACGUAGCUAUGAUUGUUUGAAUGAUCCAUCUUUGCAACAGUGUUUCCUAUAUUGUGCAUUAUUCGUGCAAUCUCAAAUAUUUAAAGCACCAUAUAGAAGAGAAGUGAUAGAUUUUUUGAUUGAUGUGGGAGUAAUAGAAAGAAGCAGCAGAAAACAAGCAUUCGAUGAGGGCCACACCAUGCUCAACAAACUUGAAAAUCUUUGCUUGUUAAACGGUAGCCAUACUUAUUCUGGAUCCAGAUGGGUGAGUAUGCAUGGGUUGGUUAGGAAAGUGGCCAUCCAACUAAUGGGUACAAAUGCACAAGUUGGGGAAAAGUUGUCCAAAAUGCCAAAGUGGGGGAAUUGGUCAAAAGAUCUUAUGAGAAUUUCAGAGAUGUAUAAUGAGAUAAAAGAGAUUCCUUCUGGUUAUUCACCUAACUGUCCUAAUCUUUCAUCCAUUUUGUUGCGUGGAAAUUAUUCUUUGAGCUCAAUCGGAGAUUCUUUCUUUGAGCUGUUGUGUGGUCUCAAGGUGCUUGAUCUUUCUGAGACAUCUAUUACAAAAUUGCCAAGUUCCAGCUCUCAUUUGGUUAAUCUAAGCUCAUUAUUACUUAGGAGGUGUAAAAAGUUAAGUCAUGUACCAUCAUUAGCGCUGCUUAGCGCAUUGAAGAAGUUGGACCUUGAUGGUUCUGGAGUUAAAGAAUUUCCUGAAGGAAUAGAAAUGUUGUCCAAUCUCAAGUAUUUGAAUCUUCGAGAAACAGAAAUAGUGUUGCCACCUGGUAUAUUACCAACGCUUUCCCAAUUGGAAGUCCUCUUGCUUAGCACUUCAUUUGCAGGUGCAGCAAAGGAAAUAGCAUCGCUGAGGAUGUUGCAAGAAUUGGAAUGUUGCUUCCAUGAUAUUGGUGAGCUUAAGACCUACGCCCUCACGUCUAGGACACCUCCAUCUGAUUUAAUGCGAUGGAGUUUUCAUGUAGGAAAAAUCGAUCUUGGACAUGAGCUUUUCACAUAUAAUGAGCUAGCAGAUAAUUUUAAUGUUUGUUUGUGGAAUUGCAGUGUCAGCGAAGGAGACAUUCCCCUCUCUCUCCUAGAAGAUGUCAAGUAUCUGAGAUUUAUUAACUGCAGCAUUGAAAUUGAGAAUUGUGAUGAUUUACAACGAUUGCUUUCAUUUUCCUCCUCCCCUUCAGUAUUUAAAAGCCUCGAGGAAAUAUCAAUUGAUUCGAAUGAUUUACACUUCCUGUUUGACAAUGGGGAUAUUCCAAUAGCAGUACCAUCAUCACCACUGCAUGUUACCUUUUCUCUUCUCAAAAGAAUUGAAAUAGGGCAGUGUCCAAGUAUGAAGAAGUUGUUCCCUCGGGGCUUGAUGCCAAACCUUCAAAAUCUGGAAGAGAUUGAAGUAUACGAUUGUGAUAACAUGGAGGAGCUGAUAUCAAUGGAAGAAGGAAAAGAAAGCUAUAACAGCAAUUCUUUUUCUCUUCUCAAAAGAAUUGAAAUAGGGCAGUGUCCAAGUAUGAAGAAGUUGUUCCCUCGGGGCUUGAUGCCAAACCUUCAAAAUCUGGAAGAGAUUGAAGUAAACGAUUGUGAUAACAUGGAGGAGCUGAUAUCAAUGGAAGAAGGAAAAGAAAGCUAUAACAGCAAUUCUUUUUCUCUUCUCAAAAGAAUUGAAAUAGGGCAGUGUCCAAGUAUGAAGAAGUUGUUCCCUCGGGGCUUGAUGCCAAACCUUCAAAAUCUGGAAGAGAUUGAAGUAAACGAUUGUGAUAACAUGGAGGAGCUGAUAUCAAUGGAAGAAGGAAAAGAAAGCUAUAACAGCAAUUCAUUUUCUCCUCUCAAAAAAAUUAAAAUACGGGAGUGUCCAAGUAUGAAGAAGUUGUUCCCUCAGGGCUUGAUGUCAAACCUUCAAAAUCUGGAAGAGAUUGAAGUAUGCCAUUGUGAUAACAUGAAGGAGCUGAUAGCAAUGGAAGAAAGAGAAAGAGAAGAAAGCUAUAACAGCAGUAAUGGCACUACUUUCAUCUUUACACUCCCAAAAUUACGGAGUGUUGGAUUGGCAGAGUUGCCACAACUGAAGAGCAUAUGCAGUCAAGAAAUAGUCUGCGAUUCUCUCGAAUAUAUUGAGGUAGUAAAUUGUGUAAAUCUUGAAAGGAUAGCACUUUCUCUUUUCUUGCCUGACCAAAGCUGGCUGUUCCCUCUCCCUUCCCUUAAAGCUAUCCAUAUUUGUCCCCAAGAUUGGUGGGAGCAGUUGUUUGAUUUUGAACAGAAGAUUGUCCUCUUACCCCUGUGUUCCUUCGAGGAUGAAGAUAUGGAGGUUUUUAUGUCUUGGAAAUAUGGAACGGAGUAAUGUGCGGCUUAUAUGGUUAUAUGGGCCAUAGACACUCCUCUUAUCCCUGUGUUCCUUCGAGGUUGCACUUGUGGAGUUUUCUAGUUUUUGGGUAUAAUAUAUGUACUUCAUCAAAAGAUAGUUGUGCAAUGAAAUUAUAUUCUGGUGGUAUUUUUGUACAAUAAUUAAACCAGCACAUAUAUAAAGCAAGUUAAAAGAUGGUGUUUCA
Molecule: messenger RNA, 3903 nt
Organism: Manihot esculenta (cassava)
Lineage: Eukaryota; Viridiplantae; Streptophyta; Magnoliopsida; Malpighiales; Euphorbiaceae
Product: probable disease resistance protein At4g27220
Exons: 2
Coding region: 297-3695 (1132 amino acids)
Molecular function (GO): ADP binding; DNA binding; protein binding
Source: RefSeq, a predicted model, not a curated record